Exophiala xenobiotica is the source of this 2295-nucleotide messenger RNA. RefSeq lists its product as uncharacterized. NCBI's taxonomy places the organism in Eukaryota, Fungi, Ascomycota, Eurotiomycetes, Chaetothyriales, Herpotrichiellaceae. The record is from RefSeq and is a predicted model, not a curated record. The transcript is spliced from 2 exons. The coding region runs from base 1 to 2133 and encodes 710 amino acids.
AUGCUUGGCAGGUCUGGUUCCUUGAAUGCGAAGACCCGCGAGCUCAUUGAACUUCAAACACUCGCUAAGACUCGCACCCAAGCAUUGCGAUCUGUUUUGUCGGAAGUGCGAAGCUGCCGAAAAGAGAUUUGGGUUGACCUGGAGUAUAUUCAGCAGAAGCUUAGGAUCCUGAAAGCCAAGGCGCAUCUGACCCGACCUUCUGCCUAUGCUAGAGCAGCCUUCCAACAGCAAGCGAAGCGCCGGAUCGAGAUAUCAACGCUUGUGCAGAUCGACACAGGGCAACAUGUUGCGACGAUGUCUUUUGAUGGCGUCGAGAACAUCUUUCCUGAGAGCUGGAUGGCAAAUAUGGAUCGGAAGAUUCAAGCUGAUACUGUGCCGGAUAUUCCGGCUAGUACUUUCCGGAGUGAAUGUACUUUCAGAGUAGGUGCCACACGCAGGAAUCGACCUUCCCAUCACAAUAGGGUCCUUCUACGUACGGUGGAAGAGCACUCUUCGGCCAACCUGAUACCAUCCCCUGAACCUGAAACGUCUCGAAGAAGCGAUCCCGGGCCACCAGCCCCGAGGGCGGGUAGUUGCCUGUGGGCCACUGCUCCAAGGCCUUCUCUAGGACCGGUGCCCGUACCGAGAUCUGCCACGAAUCUCAAAACCUUUGUUCAUCUUUUGCUCGGCUCGCAACUCACCUGCGGCUCCGGCGCAUGGAAACGCGCUUUCCGUCGUAUAUUGACAUCCGCAUCCUUCCAUGGAGUGCAAAUUGAGGUUGAGGUGGGCCAGUAUGUCCAACUAUAUCCACUUACUUGCAACGUGUCGCUCAAUCCUCAUCCACAUAUCAAGGCACUGGGUUCGUGGAUCAAGUACUACAGUCUCCGUGAUGCUGUGCAAAUUACACAGUCCGCCAGAGGAGUCUUUUUAGUCCGCGUGAGCAGCACACUACAGACAGUAAGCAAAGUUCAAAGAAAGUUCCGAAUGCACAUGAACAUACUUGGGCCUUUGGCGUGUCACUUUGCCAUUCCUUUGCCACGGAUGCAGCGGCGUGAAUCACCAAGUGUUCAAACAAACGAUACGGAAAGGCAAAUUCCUAGCCCGAGUCUUGCCAGCGGUAUAGCUGCCGCCUUGAGAUGGAACCUGUUCACCUCACAAGGCAGAGCUGAGAUCUUGGAGGAGUAUUAUCAAAUCUUUCUGUCAAGGGAAACCACCCGACCCGACGGACAUUCAUACGGAUCAGACCCAGAUCGAACGCCACGGAAUAGUGUCGAGCCUUCGACGCCGUCACGGUUCGAGACUACCAACACUCCGUCGUUCUCUGGGACAACGCUCAGAACCAAUGCCAAUGAUGGCGAGAGGGAAGAGGGCACAGCGGUUGCCAAGAAUCAGCGGACUCCAAAAUCAGCAUAUGAAAAGAAGAGAGAGCUUAGAUGUCCAUUCUCCGCCGCCGGUCGUGGAAACGGGAAAUGCCUCACUUAUUCCACGAAAUUCGUCCACAGACUCAAGUCAGACCAUUUGAUACCUGACCACCGGCUUGAGAAGGCCUCACUUGACCUAAGGCCCCGCAAGCAGGGGGAGUCAGAGGAAAGUAAAUGGGACCGACUGUUCCCAAAGGUGAUUAAAGGCUGGGACAAACCCCUGCCUUCAUGUUACUAUAGUGCAAAUUACCAGCCUCUGAUUGGGCUUGAGUCCCUCCUGCGGAGCGAAGCAGACCGACUGGGGCAAGAAAGCCUGCGAACCCUGUCGGACAAUGCAGGUGCCAGCAACACACAUCCAUACAGCGCCGAUGAUUAUCUAUCGCAACCACCAGCCCAAGUGAAUCAAGUGCUGAACAGCUUGUCGUACGUCAAUGAAAUCUCGUCUGCUGAAGCAGAAAGGGACACAGUUUCGCCAUACCAAGCCGUUGUCGAUGAGCAAAACAACAGCUUCAUGUACGAUGGCGUAGUGGCAAAUCACAUAGACAUGCAGUCUCUACCUGCGACCUCUUAUCAUCCAUCCCAGAGAGUUCCGUGGACGUCCGGCACAAGCUCGAGUGAGAGCUCAUCUCUCUCUCCAUUCGUCUCCGGCUCAGACUUUUCACACUCAGUAACCAGCUCCAUCGGCUCGUGCACGCGGGGGUCGCUGUCAUGUGGUGUUCUCCUGGUCGGAUAAAGCAACGCCUUUCAUCAUCUCGGGCGAGCAGGGCUCCGGACUUUGUCGCUGUGGCUCACAUUCGCCGGAGUGUAUAAUCUUCAGGCACGAAUACGACGCGGGUAAAUGCACUUGCUGCAAGGGAUGGAUGCCAUUUUCGGACCGUGCAACCCCUUUCUUGCU